Messenger RNA from Sebastes umbrosus (honeycomb rockfish), 2432 nucleotides. RefSeq lists its product as uncharacterized. Gene Ontology annotation, biological process: immune response; toll-like receptor signaling pathway; inflammatory response. The record is from RefSeq and is a predicted model, not a curated record. Gene Ontology annotation, cellular component: membrane. The coding region runs from base 810 to 2123 and encodes 437 amino acids. Gene Ontology annotation, molecular function: transmembrane signaling receptor activity. The transcript is spliced from 2 exons. Lineage: Eukaryota; Metazoa; Chordata; Actinopteri; Perciformes; Sebastidae.
UCGCUAUGUCAUUGUUCGUACUUUUGUUACUUCUAUUAAUAUAUGCUAUAAAUAUGUUGACAGAAGAUUUAUCGAAAGGCAACACAAAUCUUUGGGCACUCUUUAUUGCUUGUGUCUGCUGUGUUAUUUUGAGUUGGUUUAGUGAGAGUCUUCUCUGGGAAAAGGAACAGAUGAAGUACAUAUUGAGGGAAAUGCAGAAAGCUACAGGCCAGGCGAACACAAUCCUCUGUGAGGAGAAGGUGUUAAUGGGCUGUCUCCGGUCCAAUUCAAAACAAAUCUAUCUGGUGUAUGUUUCUCUGGACGGUUGCAAACAUGAGUUUGCAGAGACAUUUUCAGAGCAGGUUUGUGCUGAGGACAUGUUUCAAAGAGCUCUGCUCUACUUCUCAUCAGGUUACGCCUGCUGCCUUGCUAAAAAACACUUUCCCUUUCCCCUCGAGGUGGUCAGUGGAACCACUGGCCACCUGGAGGGAGGGGUGUGUUUCUGCCAGUAUGUCUCCCAGCAGCUGAGCACAGAUCAAUGGGCAUAGCAGUGUCCACAUGUUUGUCUUUACUAUUUGAUAAAAGAAAUCCCCCAGUCAACAUGUAAUGUCAGGACUAAAACGAGCCACUGAGAGCCGUUAAAGGCACAGUAACCUCCUUCAUGUUAGAAGCCCCUAAGCCAUCAGAACGGAGGCUGUCGCUUUAACCAACCAGAGAGAGGAGAACAGUGAGGAUGUUUAGCAGUUUCUGCUUCCUGAGUUUACUUUCAUUUCUUGCUGAUCCACACGGUGCGAUCACUCUUUAUUACAUUUGCUUGAACUGACUGUAUCAUGAACAGUGUUUUCAUAGAUAAUGGAGCCAAUGAACAGCAGACUGUAGACAUUCAGUCACAGCCUGUUGUCCCACUGUCUCCCUCUAUUUGUGUUCCUCCCACACUGAGAGAUGGUGAGAGUUACCAUGUCUUCAUCAGCUACAGCAGCACUGACUACCAGUGGACCCACUCCCUCAUCAACCAGCUGGAGUCCUGCGGCCUGCAGGUCUGCUGCCACGAGCGUGACUUCACUCCCGGCCGCACCGUGUUGGAGAACAUGUCCGACUGCAUCCAGGAGAGCCAGAAGGUCCUGCUGGUUCUCAGCCCAGAGUUUGUGAGGAGCCGCUGGUGUCUCCUGGAGGCCAACAUGUCUUUGUUCAGAGACUGCCUGGAGAGGAAACCCAUCGUCCCAGUGCUGCUGGAGCCAGGAGUCUCUGUUCCUCUCCACCUCUGCCACCUCACCUACCUGGAGGCCAACGACCCUGACUUUAAGAAUAAGCUGCUCAAGGUGCUCUGCACCGCCAACCAGGAGCUGCAAGGGUCCACUGUGGUGCCCUACCAGCCUCCCUCUAUCUACAACGGGAAGGCCCUGCAGCCUCUGAUUGCUGUCAAUGAUGAGGGAUUCCAUACAUGGGAUUGUGGUCAGUUCAGUGACAUGGAGGUUCCAGACCAACUGCGCCUGAUCAUUGAGGACCACGAGAAGUACAGACAGGCUGUGAGGAUGAUCAACAGUGUCUCUCAAGAUAAAGUGUGGUUGCGCCCACUCUGGGUUAGGGUACUGAUCUACCUUAUUGGUGUAGCAUUUGUUUUACUCUUCACAUCCUUUUCCACAGGUGCAACAUAUAUGUAUUGUGCUACCCUCAUUGUGCCCCAAGGGGAUAUCACAUACUUUAUUGUAGCAUCGGUUUUCACUCUUUCUUGUUUCUAUAUUGCUCCAUUGGGGUUGUUUAUUCACAUUAUUCUCUGGAAGAAUGACGAUGAGAAGUACAUAUUGAGGGAAAUGCAGAAAGCUGUAGGCCAGGCGAACACAAUCCUCUGUGAGGAGAAGGUGUUAAUGGGCUGUCGCCGGUCCAAUUCAAAACAAAUCUAUCUGGUGUAUGUUUCUCUGGACGGUUGCAAACAUGAGUUUGCAGAGACAUUUUCUGAGCAGGUUUGUGCUGAGGACAUGUUUCAAAGAGCUCUGCUCUACUUCUCAUCAGGUUACGCCUGCUGCCUUGCUAAAAAACACUUUCCCUUUCCCUUUCCCCAGCCCAGCUCCACUGGCCACCUGGAGGGAGGGGUGUGUUUCUGCCAGUAUGUCUCCCAGCAGCUGAGAAUAGAUCAAUGGGCAUAACAGUAACAAUACAGACCUGGAAUGGACCUGCAAUUUACCAGUAACUCAGUGCUAGCAGUGAUACAUUUUUCUGAGUUUUUUUUUCAUAAUGACACAAUUUCAUAAAGAUUCCUGAGCAAUCCAUUCCGUGUUUAUGGUAUAUAAUUUUCCAAAUGUUUUUUCCACAUGAAGUAGAGUCACAAUACAGAUAGGAUGAAAGCUUAAUUUGCAUUUUACCAUUUCAUACAAUUAUACUUUAACAACUUUGCGUUUGAUCAUUUUCAUGCUGUUUCAAUUGUUAAUUACUUCAAUAAAAUGUAUUACAUCACA